Melopsittacus undulatus (budgerigar) is the source of this 2397-nucleotide messenger RNA. Its product is annotated as vitamin K-dependent gamma-carboxylase-like. The record is from RefSeq and is a predicted model, not a curated record. Lineage: Eukaryota; Metazoa; Chordata; Aves; Psittaciformes; Psittaculidae. Gene Ontology annotation, biological process: peptidyl-glutamic acid carboxylation. Gene Ontology annotation, molecular function: vitamin binding; gamma-glutamyl carboxylase activity.
AUGGCGGCGGCAGCGGCAGCCGAGGAGCGGGACGUGCCCCGAGCCCCGGCCCGGCGGCGGCGGCCGGAGCAGGGGGCGGGGCCUGGGGCGGCGGAACCGGAACCGGAGCCCGGACCGGGACCGGAGCUCAGCCUGACCCGGAAGCUGCUCGGGUUCGAGCUGCAGGACCUGACCCGGUGGUCCCGGUUCGUGCGGCUCCUGCACCGGCCGAGCGACCCCGCGGCCCUGGGGGCCUUCCGAGCGGCGUUCGGGCUGCUGAUGGUGCUGGACGUGCCCCAGGAACGGGGCAUGGCGCUGCUGGACAGGCGCUUCCUGGACGGGCUGGAGGUCUGCCGCUUCCCACUGCUGCCCAUGCUGCGGCCGCUGCCGCUGGACGGCAUGUACCUGCUGUACAGCGUCAUGCUGCUCGGGGCACUGGGCAUGAUGCUGGGCUGCUGGUACCGCCUGAGCUGUGUGGCCUUCCUGUGCCCAUACUGGUAUGUGCUGCUGCUGGACAAGACCUCCUGGAACAACCACUCCUACCUGUACGGGCUGUUGGCGUUCCAGCUCACCUUCAUGGGUGCUGAUCGCUAUGGGUCUGUGGAUGGGCUCUUUCGGCCCCACAAGAGGAACGCACACGUCCCACUGUGGAACUACACCCUGCUGCGGGCCCAGAUCUUCCUGGUGUACUUCAUUGCGGGGCUGAAGAAGCUGGACAUGGACUGGGUGAGCGGGUACUCCAUGGGCUCCCUCGCGCGGCACUGGCUCUUCGCACCCUUCAGGCUGGUGCUGUCGGAGCAGAGCACCAGUCUGCUGGUGGUGCACGGGGGGGGUCUCCUGCUGGACCUCUCGGCCGGGUUCCUGCUGCUGCUCGAUGCCACCCGUCCCAUCGCCCUCAUCUUCGUCACCUACUUCCACUGCAUGAACUCACAGCUCUUCAGCAUCGGCAUGUUCCCAUACACGAUGCUGGUCAGCAAUGGGCUGUUCUGCCACCCGGCCUGGCCACGGCGCCUGCUGGCUCAGUGUCCGCGCUGGCUGCGGGGGGGGCUGCCCAGCACCCGCCCCCCCCGGCCCAGCCCCGACUGCCACUAUGGGGCACGGGGGGGGCUGCGGCUGCGCCAGCAUCUGGCUGCGGCUUUCACUGUGCUCUAUGUGCUGGAGCAGCUCUUCCUGCCCUACUCACACUUCAUCACACAGGGCUACAACAACUGGACCAACGGCCUCUAUGGCUACUCCUGGGACAUGAUGGUUCACUCCCGGUUCCACCAGCACGUGAAGAUCACGUAUCAGGAUGGGCUGACCGGGGACGUGGGGUACCUGAAACCAGGGGUGUUCACGCAGAGCCGGCGCUGGAAGGACCAUGCAGACAUGCUCAAGCAGUACGCUGUGUGCCUGAGCCAGCUCCUGCCGCGGUACAACAUCUCCCAGCCCCGCAUCUACUUCGACAUCUGGGUCUCCAUCAACGACCGCUUCCAGCAGAGGCUCGUGGACCCCCGCGUGGAUGUGGUGCGGGCACCAUGGUCCCCUUGGCACCGCACACCGUGGGUGCUGCCGCUGCUGCUGGAGCUGUCCCCAUGGCGCCAGCGGCUGCAGGAGCUCGAGAGCAGCCUGGAUGGGAACACGGACGUGGUCUUCAUUGCUGACUUCCCUGGGCUGCACCUGGAGAACUUUGUGAGUGAGGACCUGGGGAACACCAGCCUGAAGGUGCUGAGGGGAGAGGUCCUGGUGGAGCUGGUGGAGCAGAACCAAAACUACACACUGAGGGAGGGAGACGGGAUACAGCUGCCGGCAGGGCAGUACCACAAGGUGCACACGGUGUCGCCUGAGCCCUCCUGCUACUUCUACCUGUACGUGAACACCACAGCACAGGCGCUGGAGCUCAACCUGACCCGGCUGCAGGAGCUGCGGGACCGGGCGCGCAACGGCACCGCACCAGAGCCGCUGCCCCCGGAGCUGCGGCCGCUGCUGGGGGAGCCUCUGCCGCCAGGGGCAGCUCCAGACCCGCUGGUGGCUCUGCUGCUGCGCCGGGAACAGAGGCAACGGGAGCGGGAACGGGAGCGCAGGGCAGGGAUGGGGCAGCGGCUGCGGCGCUUCCUGCACCGGAAACUGUUCCUGUUCCGGAGGAGCCUGCUGAUGACCUACAUCUCCCUCCGGAACCUGGCUGUGGGGCGGCCGCCCCCCCAGCGCCUGGCUCAGGAACUGGCCUUCGCUGACUGGCGCCCGGCUGAGGAGGAGGAGGGGGGUGAUGAUGGGGGGCACACGGACACAGUGAGGGGGGACCCCGAGCUCUGACCCCCCCCCAGCACAGGCUGCGUUGAACCCAGUUCUUUAUUUGCCAUUUUUUGGAGCAUUUUGGUGGAAUCCGAACAAAAUGGAAUAAAAACCUCGGGAAAAGAAGGGAAAUAAAAUAAAAACCAA